Uncinocarpus reesii 1704 is the source of this 1044-nucleotide messenger RNA. Its product is annotated as dihydroorotase. The coding region runs from base 1 to 1044 and encodes 347 amino acids. NCBI's taxonomy places the organism in Eukaryota, Fungi, Ascomycota, Eurotiomycetes, Onygenales, Onygenaceae. The transcript is spliced from 6 exons. The record is from RefSeq and is a predicted model, not a curated record. Gene Ontology annotation, biological process: pyrimidine nucleotide biosynthetic process; 'de novo' pyrimidine nucleobase biosynthetic process. Gene Ontology annotation, molecular function: dihydroorotase activity. Gene Ontology annotation, cellular component: cytoplasm.
AUGCGCCUCAGGGAAGUCAAUCAUUUGGAGCUCCCUCCAACCGCAGAUAUGCAUGUCCAUCUACGUGAUGGGCCCAUGAUGGAAUUGAUCACGCCUCAGAUUCGAAAAGGAGGUGCCGAUACUGUCUUUGUCAUGGUGAGCGAUGCAGAGACGAUUUCGUUCGCGCUCCCAAUCUGGUUCCGCCAAUUACAACAGUUUCACCCCUCAAUCACUCCUGAGGUCAUUGCUGAAGCGGCUGCUGCGGGUGUCACCGGCGUGAAGGUGUACCCUCAAGGCGUCACAACGAAUUCUGCUUCAGGAGUAGCAAAUCUAGAUGAUUUCUUCCCAGUGUUUGGAGCCAUGGAGAAGCACGAUCUCGUGCUCAAUAUUCAUGGAGAGGUUCCCGAUGUCAAUGUCAUGAAUGCCGAAGAGGCCUUCCUGCCAACUCUCACAAGGAUACAUGAGCAAUUCCCAGGCCUCAGGAUCAUUUUAGAACAUUGCUCCACAGCCGCUGCAGUGAAGGCCGUUCGUUCCUGUGGGCCGACGGUCGCAGCUACUAUCACCGCUCACCAUCUUUACUUGACAAUCGAUGAUACCGUCAACCCGCUUGCCUUCUGCAAACCGAUUGCAAAGACUCCCGAGGACAGAAAUGCCUUGCUUCAAGCCGCCUGUAGCGGUGACCCGAAAUUCUUCUUGCAACUAACCUCUUUGCGCAGUGGAAGUGAUAGUGCCCCACAUCCAAGCAGCUCCAAGCAAGGCGAAAAGCCAGCGGCCGGGGUAUACACUCAAUCCUUUGCAACCCAGUACGUUCUGAAAGCUUUUGAAGAUGCGAUGGAAACCGGCAUUAUAAGCGAUAGCGAUGUCACUCAGGAACGUCUGGAGAACUUCUUAAGCCGAUUCGGUAGGGCAUUCUACAAAUUACCCGAGAACGACGGCACAAAGAUUGUGCUUGAGAGGAAAGGCGAACUUAUUCCUAAAACCAUCCAAAGCGAGGACGGAAGUGUGGAGGUUGCUCUGUCCCGAGGUGGAGAAAGUGUGUUCAGUCUUCGGUGGUUGACACAGUAA